CCCCCACUUGGUUAUUUCAAAACGACUACACGAGCAAGUGGAAAUAAUGAAAACGUAGAAGGACUUACCUUCGUGCACGUUCUUGCAACAGACCUUAAUCGCAAGAGAAAGAGCGAAAAGAAACGUGAUCGAGCUACACUCUCCUUCAGUAUACGAAUACAACUGACACAUUUAUGGUCGUCCAUUAUCACAGAGAGAGAGAAAAACAGCGGAAUCAGUGACGAAAACAUAAAUAAAUUUGAAAAAUUUUAAAUUUUUAUCUGCUCGCCCGUUUUCACGUCUUCGAAAAAAAUAAAAUCGACGCAAUGAUAUCAGAAUUUGUUCCUUUUUGGGCAAAGUACUGGCGUUAUAUAAUAAUCAGCCUCAUAACAUACGUUAGCGUUGUUCUAUUGACACGACGAGGGAAAAACAAGGAUUCGUAUCCGUGUGAAAAAUCAUUGAACAACGAAUUAACAGUGGAAGAUCAAAAUCAUAGUGACAACGGUGAUUUAGAAGAGCCAGUGCCAGCGUUGCCCCAAUUCUUGGAGCACGUGCCUUACGACUACGUAAAACCGGAUGAAAGUGACGUCAAGAAAAAAGCUCGUGAAUUUUAUUCCAUUGCAAAUGCUCGUAGAACUGUCAGAUUUUUUAGUAACGAAAACGUGCCGAAGAGUGUCAUUCACGAUCUUAUAAGGAGUGCUGGUACCGCGCCGAGUGGGGCACAUACGGAGCCGUGGACAUUCGUGGCCAUAUCGAAACCGGAUUUAAAGCAAAAGAUACGAGAAAUAAUAGAGAGAGAGGAAGAAUUGAAUUACAAAAAGCGAAUGGGAAAAAAGUGGACGACCGACCUCGAGCCACUGCGGACGAAUUGGAUCAAGGAAUAUUUGACUGUUGCACCGUGGCUGAUACUCGUUUUCAAACAGACUCACGGCUGGUUGUCUGAUGGAAGAAAAAAAAUGCACUAUUAUUCCGAGAUGAGCGUUUCGAUUGCUUGUGGAAUUCUCAUAACGGCCAUUCAGUACGCGGGAUUGGUGACUCUCACAUCGACGCCCUUAAACUGUGGGCCUUCGCUCCGUCAAUUACUGGGACGUCCAUCCUCCGAGAAAUUAUGUCUCCUUCUCCCGGUUGGAUAUCCGUCGAACGAGGCGACAGUACCAAAGUUGACGCGAAAGUCCCUCGACGAGAUCAUGGUGGAAUAUGAUUGAUCACUAAAAAAACCGACGAAAUCAUGAGAAUUUCAUUCCCUCCAAAUCAAUUAGAAUACGAAAAUUAAUUCGAAAAAACCUACAUUUCUCUCGAUAAGCUUCGUUUCGUCUCACCUUAACAUAAAAACCUUCAAAUCAUGAAACACUUUCAAUCUUU
Molecule: messenger RNA, 1341 nt
Organism: Venturia canescens
Lineage: Eukaryota; Metazoa; Arthropoda; Insecta; Hymenoptera; Ichneumonidae
Gene: Iyd
Product: Iodotyrosine deiodinase
Exons: 3
Coding region: 306-1184 (292 amino acids)
Cellular component (GO): plasma membrane
Molecular function (GO): oxidoreductase activity
Source: RefSeq, a predicted model, not a curated record